AUGGGACCUGCUGACAGCUUUUCUCCAUUUUAUACAGAAAAGAGACCUAUUCCUGCUAACACCUAUCACUCUAGCAAAUACUUGACAAUGAAGGGCAAGAGUGACUUACAGUUUUCCUCCAACCUAUCCGAGGAGGAAGAAAAUGUGUAUGAGACUGUAAGUUCUUCAACACUGGAGGCCAUUCAUUCUUUGAGAAUCCUUCCUGCCAAGCCUCUACAAGAAUCUGAAUAUGCAGAUAAACGUUGCUUAAGGCCUUCAGGUACCACUUCUCCAAUGAGCGAGAACCCAUCUCAGCCCCUUCAACGCUCAGCUAUUCGCACAUUUGAUCCGGAGGGGACGACAGUGCCAAAUGUAAGAGGAGGAAGAAUGAUAAUACAUGGAUGCCAGGAGCCUACACCUCCCCCACGGCCUCUGAAGAUGCUGCCAAAGCAGUAUCAGCCCCUUCCUCCAGAGCCAAGAAAAAGCAGCCAGGUCUUUCACGAGAGGAACACACUCAGCCAAGAUCCCACCUUUCCAAUAUCAGCAAAAGUCACAAGACACUCAUCUGUUAAGGAAUCAGAUAAAGCACCUGGAAGAGAGCAAGUUACAAGUUUGGGGAAGAAACCUGAAGUAUCUUUUCAAGCACAACAGCAUCCUCCUGAAGCCAGCCCUCAAUGUACACGGAGCUCUAAAAAUAUUUGCAGAUCAGGUUCCACAUUAAAUGUAGAUAAUUUGACAGUGAAGAAGACACCACCUCCUACAUCAUAUGCAGCAUGCAAAAAUAAAUCAAAACAUUUGCUUGUAGAACAGGAAAUGCAAUCUCUUACCCAACCCACUGAAAAGGAUUUAAACAAAUAUGAAUGGUAUGUUGGAGAAUAUGAUCGCCAUAAAGCAGAGAAGAUACUGUUACAGAAAAACAUUGAUGAGACAUUCUUGGUUAGAGAUUGUUCAAAGAAAUCAAAGGCUGAACCAUACGUUUUGGUUGUUUAUUAUGGAAGAAGAGUAUACAACAUUAAAGUACGUUUCCUGGAAGAAAGCCAACAAUAUGCGUUGGGAACAGGGCUCAGAGGAGAGAGUAAAUUUAAUUCCGUGGAAGAGAUCAUUGACUUCUACAAAUCCGUUCCCAUAACACUCAUUGACGGAAAGGAUCAGUCAGGAAACCACAGAGAACAAUGCUACCUCACACAUCCAUUCAAGUCAUGCUGACGUCUUCUGCCUUAUUGUCGCUGAUUCAUCUGUACAGAUAUAAAUAGCAUGCACGUUUAAAGGUCUCAAGAAUCAGAUUCACCUUUUGAGCAAGGAGCUCCCCAUAACACACAACAAAUACAGA
Molecule: messenger RNA, 1309 nt
Organism: Hirundo rustica (Barn swallow)
Lineage: Eukaryota; Metazoa; Chordata; Aves; Passeriformes; Hirundinidae
Gene: CLNK
Product: cytokine dependent hematopoietic cell linker
Exons: 15
Coding region: 1-1185 (394 amino acids)
Biological process (GO): cell surface receptor protein tyrosine kinase signaling pathway; intracellular signal transduction
Source: RefSeq, a predicted model, not a curated record